Messenger RNA from Fukomys damarensis (Damara mole-rat), 939 nucleotides. Its product is annotated as olfactory receptor 2L5. Gene Ontology annotation, biological process: G protein-coupled receptor signaling pathway. Gene Ontology annotation, cellular component: membrane. NCBI's taxonomy places the organism in Eukaryota, Metazoa, Chordata, Mammalia, Rodentia, Bathyergidae. The record is from RefSeq and is a predicted model, not a curated record. The transcript has a single exon. The coding region runs from base 1 to 939 and encodes 312 amino acids. Gene Ontology annotation, molecular function: olfactory receptor activity; G protein-coupled receptor activity.
AUGGAAGAUUACAAUCAGACAUCCACUGACUUCAUCCUCCUGGGCCUGUUCCCCCCAUCCAGCCUGGGCCUUUUCCUCUUCACUCUCAUCGUCCCCAUCUUCCUGAUGGCCCUGACUGGCAACAUGUGCAUGGUCCUGCUCAUCCUCCUGGAUGCCCAGCUCCACACACCCAUGUACUUCCUGCUCAGUCAGCUCUCCCUCAUGGACCUCAUUUACAUCUGCACCACUGUGCCCAAGAUGGCUUCCGGUUUCUUGUUCGGGAACAAGUCCAUCUCCUUCAUCGGGUGUGGGGUGCAGAGUUUCUUCUUUUUGACCCUAGCAGGUUCAGAAGGGCUGCUCCUGAUGUCGAUGUCCUAUGACCGUUAUUUGGCUAUUUGCUUCCCUCUGCACUACCCCAUCCGCAUGAACAGAAGAGUGUGUGUGCUGAUGAUCCUGGGAUCCUGGGCCAUGGGCGCUGUCAAUGCCUGUGCUCACACUGUGUACAUCCUCAGUGUCCCUUACUGCAAGUCUAGGACUAUCACUCAUUUCUUCUGUGAUGUCCCAGCCAUGUUGACUCUGGCCUGUAGGGCAACGAGAAUCCAUGAGUACACUGUUUUUCUGAGCACCACCUUCUUUCUCCUGUUCCCUUCUGUCAUUAUCCUGGGUUCCUACUGGAAAGUGCUCUUUGCUGUCUACCGCAUGCACUCACGAGAAGGCAGGAAGAAGGCCUAUUCCACCUGCAGUGCCCACCUCACUGUGGUGACUUUCUACAUUGCACCCUUUGCUUACACUUAUCUCCGCCCCAAAUCCCUCCGGUCUCCCGAAGAGGACAAGAUAGUAGCUGUCUUUUACACCAUCCUCACCCCAGUGCUCAACCCCAUGAUCUAUAGCCUGAGGAACAAGGAGGUGCUGGGGGCCCUGAGGAGAGUGACUCACAGCAUCUGCUCUCUGAAAAUGUAG